Eriocheir sinensis (Chinese mitten crab) is the source of this 2555-nucleotide messenger RNA. RefSeq lists its product as uncharacterized. The transcript is spliced from 3 exons. The record is from RefSeq and is a predicted model, not a curated record. The coding region runs from base 1563 to 2555 and encodes 330 amino acids. NCBI's taxonomy places the organism in Eukaryota, Metazoa, Arthropoda, Malacostraca, Decapoda, Varunidae.
AUGUCAUUCCAGAGCGUUUAUAUAUCGUUAUGGCUGACAUGAGGGCCUUUUCGGGUGUAUAUAAUAAAAAUGGCUUGUAUUUCAAGAAUGCUGAUUUGUCUGAACUAACAGUCUCUGUCAAUGGUAUGAAUAUGUAUAAAAAUACGGUUUCUUUUCCCCACGAGUGUACGCGAGUCUAUUAUGAUAUUUUAGAUAGUUUAGGAGUAGAAAAUGACACUUUGCUUGAUUACGAUAGCUUUAGGAAAGGAAGGACAGUGUUUGUUUUUAGUUUGUUACCGGAAGACAUACGAGGCACAGUGCCUCUUGAACACAGUGGAAACUUACGCAUAAGUCUUCAGCUUAAAAAAGGCUUGGAUGAAAAUUUAGUAAUUAUCUGUUUUAGGGAUACAAAGGGAGUGUUGUCAAUCAACUCGGAGAGGCACGUGUCUUGCGACACUAGAGCAUAAUGAAUAAUCAACAAAUUAUGAAAGCUCUACAAGGAAGACUUUAUCACAAUAAUAUAUAUUUCUUAGGCUGUCUUCCCGCUGACGAUGUAGCGAAAUUAAAUCUAAGGAGUGAGUCAGACAAGCCCAUUGUCUUUAUUGCUAAUGUGUUAGGCGCGUCGCAAGCUUCGAAAAUGUGUCACUGGGUGUUCUAUGUUAGUGAUAAGUGUAUAUAUUUCUUCGACACAUACGCCCUGACCCCAUCAUUAUAUUCUAAGUACUUUCGAAGUUUCUUAAAUAAGCAUAAAGAUUAUCCUGUUUUUAAACUUGCCGCAAGAUUACAGUCGGACAAAACUCUGGUGUGUGGCGUGUAUUGCAUUCAAUUCGUAUAUACUUAUGUAAUAAAAUAGGCUUAGAGAGGACUAGUCAGUUUUUGAAAGAUAAUUAUGAUUUAGGAAAUUUUUUGAAGAAUGACAGAAAGGUGUUAACAUAUGCUUAUAGAAUGUUUAAAAUGCCCCCAUGUAUAAAAACAUUUUGUCAAUCUAGUCAAGGACUGACUUACAAGCAUUGUAUUUCUAAGAUAUGUGGCUAACUUAUUAAAUGUUACAUGAUAAUAAUGUGUGUGUGUGUGUGUGUGUGUGUGUGUGUGUGUGUGUAAAAAAUGUAGAGAAGUAGCAUGUAGCUUAUUCAUUUAUGGCGUGUGUGUGUGUGUGCAAUUAUAUGUAGUUAUUAAAAGCAGGAUUCUGUUUUUUUUUUUUUUCGUGCGACGUGACCGGGUGGGUGUGAGUUUGUUCACGCUUUCCUAUGUGUAAAAAAUGUAGAGAAGUAGCAUGUAGCUUAUUCAUUUAUGGCGUGUGUGUGUGUGUGCAAUUAUAUGUAGUUAUUAAGAACAGGAUUCUGUUUUUUUUUUUCGUGCGACGUGACCGGGUGGGUGUGAGUUUGUUCACGCUUUCCUAUUGUUCGGAAGAAGAAUGGCUUGUGGUUUUGGGCAUGUGCGCGCGUGUUUGCAUACAUGUGUGGGCGUGUCCCCUAUAACCUGGGGUAGCCUCGGAAGAAGAAAAGGCUUGUGGUAGUGUGCGCAUAUGCCCCAAAUAACCCCGGGUAGCUUAGUCAGUCCCCUAACGUUGCGAGAGGAGCGUCAUGGAGGAAGUCUUCGCCGUCAUGAACUUACAACAACAACAACAACAGCCCCACGCUGCCGCUGCAACUCUUCAUGCUGACGAUGUUGACGAUCAGAUAAUGGGUCAAGCCGCAUUAGAAGUUGAAGCCAUGGAUAACACAUCCCAAGCUGAAGCCGUGGAUAACACAUCACAUCCCAGAAACGGAGCGGAUGUUGGUGGUGGUGAGGUGGGGGAUGUUCCAGAAACUCCCAAGUCUACCGGUGAACACAUCACGGGCGAGUCAUUGGGCAACAACAACAACAACCGCGGCGCGUUGGGAGGUGUCGGUAAAAUGGGGCGGCGUGUGCUGAGGGAAGGACUUCUGCGACUUCUGAAGGAUGUGAUACCUCCAUUACCAGUGUCUCAUCUGAAGAACAACCCACCGGUCAGCGUAACGCAUAUCCACGGCAACAACAACAGACACGCUUCGGUGAUGGUGUGUCUUGACUCUCCGUCGGGCGCUGAAUCGCGAGAGCGGCGGCGAAGUCGUCUGCAGCAAAAAGAUCAUGAAAUGCGUCAAUCACGACUGGAAAAAAAAAUGCAGCAUAUGGCGGAAGUGUUGCGGCAGCUCCAGCAGCAGGGGCGUAGCGAGCAGCAGGAGACGCACCAGAGACGACAAGAACGCGACCGGGGACAAGAACGGCGGCGAAGAAUGACAAAGAAUAAUUUGCCGAAGCAGCAAGAACACCGGGACCCAAGACUGUCUCAGAAGAGCCUCCACAAAGUUGGGAGAAAAAAACUUCAGGUGGCCAAACGUGAGGCGGGUCUCUUCUCCUCAGCAGCGGCGUACGGUCGGGGAAAACCAAUGAAAAAAAAUAUCUCUGUGACCAAGAAACUCGUCUUUGAAGACCCACCAGCGCGGCGUGCAACAACUGCGGCCGUUGAAGAAAAUCUCGCGCCAAUGCAGCUCGUGCGGACGAAACAAAUGAAAGCUUCUCAAGCACUGUCCUUCCUUCAGCUUUCAAUUCUUUGA